AUGGCAACGGUACGUGGUCGUGUGGAUGCAAUCCGCUCUACUAUGGCGACGAGUGAGAAGUCGUACAGUUGCGUCGUCACUUCGCCCGAGGUCAAUGGCGAUCUCAACAACUCCACCGCUACAGCAUCGCUCAGCUGCAACUUCCCGAACGUCACUAUCGGCAACAACACCGGACCUUCCUAUGACACCGAGUCUGGUACAUGCUCAAUGAAUCUCUACUACAAGAUCACCGGUGAUCCUCUCUAUUUCUCUUGUGAUUUCGUUGAGUGUAACAUUGAGUAUGGCGUUGGAUUCUCGCAGAAUGUCAAGUGCGCCAACACCACCUGUCAGUGCACAACCUACUGCGGUCUGUUCCUCAACGGUAUUAUCGACCAGGUGACUGGACCGUCGUCAUUCGAAUGUUCAAUGGACGGAAAUUGCACAUUUGCUCAGAGUUUUAUUCAGAAUAUCUUGCCUCCCAUUCCACUGGCUUGCAAAGCCGGUGAGUGUCACUCGCCACCCACUAUCCUUACCGUUCCCGCACAGAACCCCAAGAUGUUCUCCUACUUGGUGAGUGGUGGUUCCGUCGUGGGAACAGCAUUCCUCAUUGGCGUUGGACUCUACAUCUUCUUCUCACAGAAAGAAAGAAGAAAGCCAACCAACGAUGUACACAUCAACUGCGAGCUGUCAUUCAACAACAUCAGCUGUGUCGUCACAGAGAACAAGUGGUUCAGUUCGAAACCACCCAAAGUCACUACGAUCCUCGACAAUGUUAGCGGUACUUGCUAUCCAGGACAACUCACAGCACUCAUGGGUCUCUCGGGUUCCGGUAAGACAUCGCUCCUCGAUAUUCUCUCAGGUCGAAAGAAUGUCGGUGAGAUCAAUGGUGAGCUGCUGGUCAACGGUGUGCCAAUGGCCAGAAACUUCAAGAGAAUCAGUGGUUACGUCACUCAAGAGGAUAUCAUGAUUGGUACACUUACUUGCUUCGAACAUCUCCACUACACAGCCAUGUUGAAACUCUCAGAGUCGAUGCCACCCGAAAAGAAGAUUGAACGUGUCAAUUCGGUGCUCGCCGAGUUGGGAUUGUCGCAUAUCGCACAGAAUCGUAUCGGUACUCCAGAGAAGCGUGGUAUCUCUGGUGGUGAGCGUCGUCGUCUCAGCAUUGCCGCAGAGCUCUUGGUCGACCCGGCCAUCUUGUUCCUCGACGAGCCAACUUCCGGUCUCGACAGUCACAGCGCCAGUGAGUUGAUGUCACUGCUGAAACAACUGGCCAAGAACAGAAAUCGUACCAUUAUUUUCAGUAUUCAUCAGCCAUCGGCUGAAAUCUUUGAUCAAUUCGACAAUCUGAUUCUCUUGCACCACGGACGACCAUACUACUCUGGAAAGGCAUCGGAAUCCGUCCAAUACUUUGUCCAACAACGUCCACGUUCACUCAGCUCCGACGAUGCCGAACACCAAAAGUUCUUGAUGCGUGUCAAUCCAGCCGAUUUUAUUAUCUCUGCUGUAAACGACAAGGGUAUCCAUCCAAAUUACGAUCGUUUGAACUACGUAUUCAAUGACCACUCUGGCAGUCUACAAGAUAACUCUGCCAUGGAAUCGGUCGAAGAGUAUGCCACUUCAUUCUGGACACAAUUCUUUGUGGUAUCACAUCGUUCACUGCUCAACUAUAUUAGAAAUCCAUUCUUAUUACGUACUACCUACUUUGUACAUAUCUCUGUUGGUCUCAUCUUGGGUUAUCUAUUCUGGAAACUUCCAGCCAAUCUUGAACCAGGUGCACAAAAUAGAUUUGGUUCAAUGUUUUUCAUUAUUUCAUUGUUAUCAUUUGGUUCAAUUACAUCAUUAGAUCUUUUCUAUAAUGAUAGAAUUAUAUUUAUUAGAGAAAGAGCAAAUGGAUAUUAUAGAACUUCAUCAUAUUUCUUGGCAAAAGUAUUAACUGAUCUCAUUCCAAUGCGUAUUAUUCCACCUAUUAUUUUGGGAUCGAUUUGUUAUUACAUGAUUGGAUUCCGUCCUGGUUUCGACCAUUUCCUCUAUUUCUUGAUUGCCUUGGUGCUGACAUCAUCGACUGCCUCUGCAAUGUGUAUGGCCAUCAGUACUAUUUCACCAAGUUUCGGAACUGCCAAUAUGAUUUCCAUUUUAUUGCUAUUUGUUUUCCUCUUGUUCGAUGGUUUCCUCCUGGCAAGACAAUCCGUUCCAAAGUACUUGCAAUUCUUGAUUUGGUGUUCGUUCAUGUCGUACGGUCUCGAGAUUCCAGUCGUAAACGAAUUCAACGGUCUCUGGGUUUUCUACAAUCCACCCAACACCCAAGGUACCUAUGCAGACGGACUGGAGUUCCUCGAGUCGAUUGGAGCCGAUCCAAAUAGACUUUUCUUGGAUAUGUAUGUUUUAGUUGGUAUGAUCGGUGGUUAUCUCACAUUGGCAUAUAUUUUCUUGAGAUACAUGGUUAGAGAAUAUAGAUAA
Heterostelium album PN500 is the source of this 2436-nucleotide messenger RNA. RefSeq names its product ABC transporter G family protein (gene abcG24). Bases 1 to 2436 code for a protein of 811 amino acids. Gene Ontology annotation, cellular component: membrane. Gene Ontology annotation, molecular function: ABC-type transporter activity; ATP hydrolysis activity; ATP binding. The record is from RefSeq and is a predicted model, not a curated record. Lineage: Eukaryota; Evosea; Eumycetozoa; Acytosteliales; Acytosteliaceae. The transcript has 3 exons.